UGCAGUUCGUCGUCCUUGUUACAGGUCGCUCUAAACGAGCUAACAUCCCUAAAAUCCUCCACCUUCCCCGAAAACGCCUCGACCCCGAACACAUGCCGCCGCCUUAUCCAAGACGCCGCGGACCACGUCAGCAUGUCCGCGGCCUCUCCGAGUUCCGACACCGCCCACUGGGCCGAGGACGCAAGAACUUGGCUCAGCACCGCGGUGACGGACCAACAAACAUGUCUCCAAGCCCUGACCGAUCCGUCAGCGAACAUCUCCGUCUCGGCGCAGACGGAGAUCUGAGCGUCAAUGGCGAACGCCGCCGUCUUCACCAGCAACAGCUUGGCGAUCGUGUCGAAGAUUCCCGGCCUCAUUCGAGGUCGGACUAACAUUUCUAGCCGAAGAAGAAUGGGGGAACUGGCUGCGACGGAGGAGGCGGAAUUGAGGCCGAAUGCGACGGUGGCGAGAGACGGCAGCGGCGAUUACGAGACGAUUGGGGAAGCGGUGAAGGCCGUGCCGGAGAGAAGCAAGCGGAGAUUCUUUAUCUACGUCAAAAGAGGGGAGUAUAAGGAAAAUGUGGUGGUGGGUAAGGAUAGUUGGAAUUUGGUGAUGUACGGAGAUGGAUCGGAGAAGACGGUGGUUUCCGGCCGCUUGAACUACGUCGACGACGGACUUGGCCCCUUCGAUAGUGCCACGUUGAUCGCAGAAGGCCGCGGCUUCGUGGCGAUGGACAUGGGCUUCAAGAACACAGCCGGCCCGGAAAAAUUCCAAGCCGCGGCCGUCCGAUCCUCCUCCGACCGCUCCAUCUUCUACCGCUGCCGCUUCGACGCCUACCAAGACACACUCUACGCCCACUCCAACCGCCAAUUCUACCGCGACUGCGCCGUCACGGGCACAGUCGACUUCAUCUUCGGCAACGCCGCCGCGGUCUUCCAGAACUGCCGCGUCGAGGCGCGCCAGCCGAUGAGGGGGCAGUACAACACCAUCACGGCGCAGAGCAAGUCCGACCCGAACCAGAACACGGGCUUCGCGGUCCACCGCUGCAGCAUCGGGCCGCGGGGGAACGUCACGGCCCGAACUUACUUCGGGAGGCCGUGGGAAAAUUACUCGACCGCGGUGGUGAUGGUGAGCGAGAUCGGUGGGGUCAUCGAUCCCGAGGGGUGGAGCGCGUGGGAGCCCGGGAGCGACGCGCCGGACUCGAUAUUUUACGGGGAGUAUAAGAAUAACGGGCCGGGUUCGGGCCUUGGUGGGAGGGUGACGUGGCCCGGGUAUAGGCCCGCGAUAGAGGAUGAUGAGGCGGAGGGGUUUUCGGUGGAGAAGUUUAUUCAAGGGAGUGAAUGGAUAGAGGGAUUGAAUAUUAGGUAUGAUCCACACAUAUGAUAUGAGAUUCAUUUGUUUUAAUCUAAUCUCACAUUUUUUUUUGUGUAUUUUUUGAUUUCAAUCUACACCGAAACUAUGU
This is a messenger RNA of Salvia splendens (bonfire salvia), 1441 nucleotides long. RefSeq names its product pectinesterase 3. Lineage: Eukaryota; Viridiplantae; Streptophyta; Magnoliopsida; Lamiales; Lamiaceae. The record is from RefSeq and is a predicted model, not a curated record. The coding region runs from base 292 to 1362 and encodes 356 amino acids. Gene Ontology annotation, biological process: cell wall modification. Gene Ontology annotation, molecular function: pectinesterase activity. The transcript is spliced from 2 exons.